Molecule: messenger RNA, 1838 nt
Organism: Tupaia belangeri chinensis (Chinese tree shrew)
Lineage: Eukaryota; Metazoa; Chordata; Mammalia; Scandentia; Tupaiidae
Product: lipopolysaccharide-binding protein
Exons: 15
Coding region: 46-1491 (481 amino acids)
Biological process (GO): acute-phase response; innate immune response; positive regulation of macrophage activation
Molecular function (GO): lipopolysaccharide binding
Source: RefSeq, a predicted model, not a curated record
CCAGCCCAUAGCUAACUGUUCUGGCUCAGCCCCUGGGGAUCCAGGAUGGGGGCCUUGGCCAGGGCCCUGCUGUCCAUACUGCUGGGGUUUCUGCUUGCAUCCACCCCAGGGGCUCUGGGUGCCAACCCCGGCCUGGUCGCCAGGAUCACUGACAAGGGCCUGGAAUAUGCUGCCAAGGAGGGGCUUCUGGCUCUGCAGAGCGAACUGAGCAGAAUCACGCUGCCCGACUUCACCGGGGACUUCAAGAUCAACCGCGUGGGCCGCGGGCAAUACUCUUUCCACAGCCUGGACAUCCAUGACUGCAAGUUGCUUGGCUCCACUCUGAAGCCCCUCCCUGGCCAGGGGCUGAGCCUCACUGUCUCCGACUCCUCCAUCCAGGUUCAGGGCCGGUGGAAGGUGCACAAGUCAUUCCUGAAGCUACAGGGCUCCUUCGACCUGCAUGUCAAGGGCAUCAGCAUUUCAGUCAACCUCCUGCUGGGCCGCGAGCCCACAGGGAGGCCCACAGUCACUGCCUCUGGCUGCAGCAGUCACAUCUGUGACAUAGACGUGGACAUAUCGGGAGCUCUGGGGUGGUUGCUGAAUCUCUUCCACAACCAGAUCGAGUCUGCGUUCCGAAGGGUGCUGGAGAGCAAGAUUUGUGAAAUGGUGGAGCAAUCAGUAACCUCUGACCUGCAGCCUUAUCUCCAAACUCUGCCAGUCACAGCAAAGAUUGACGAAUACAUCGGCAUCGACUACAGUUUAAUGGAGCCCCCUCGGGCAACAGCCCAGAUGCUGGACAUGAUGUUUAAGGGUGAAAUUUUUAAUCUUACCCACCGCUCCCCCGCUGCCUUCCGUGCUCCAGCCAUGAACCUUCCUGAGGAACACGACAAAAUGGUCUACUUUGCCGUCUCAGAAUAUGUUUUCAACACAGCCAGUCUGGUUUAUCACGAGGCAGGAUUCCUGAGCUUCUCAAUCACAGAUGACAUGAUUCCGUCUGACUCCAACAUCCGGCUGACCACCAAGUCCUUCCGAGCCUUUGUCCCCAAGUUAGCCAGGCUUUACCCCAACAUGAACUUGGAACUUCAGGGAGCAGUGGUCCUUGCCCCACUCCUGAAUUUCAGCUCUGGGAAUCUGUCCUUGGCGCCCCACAUGGAGAUAGAGGCCUUCGUGCUCCUGCCCAACUCCGACAAGAAGCCUGUCUUCCAGCUCAGCGUGGCCACUAAUGUGUCCGCCAUGGUGACCUUCCAUACCGGCAAGAUCACUGGGUUCCUGAAGCCAGAAAAGGUACAAGUGGAACUGAAAGAAUCCAAAGUUGGAGGGUUUAACGUGGAGCUGUUGGAGGCAUUCCUCAACUACUACAUUCUCAACACGCUCUACCCCAACGUCAACGAUAAGUUGGCGGAAGGCUUCCCUCUCCCUGUGCUGAAGCAUAUUCAGCUCUACGACCUUGUUCUCCAGAUCUAUAAGGACUUCCUGUUCUUGGGUGCCAACGUCCAGUACAUGAGAGUCUGAGGACGAGAAGAAAAGUGGGGCUUGGAGGCCGCAGCUGGAUCUGGCGGUUGUAUUUCCAGAUGUGCAACACAUCUCUGGAGCUGCUCGGAGGAUGCCGACAUUUCUGUUCCCAGCUCUGGGGAAGAUCUGCCCAGCCUCUGCCCCCACACUCCUCCUCUUCACCAAGUACACCCAGGCCCCCUCCAACUCUGGGCUUGACUUUCUCCUCCAGGAGGAAACAUCCUCCCCACUGGCCUGUGCCUUCAUUAGGAGCAGGCGCUGUGGUCACCCUCUGAUCCCCAGGCCUACGGGGGUGCCGGCAUUAGUAGGUCCUUAAUAAAUAUUUAUUGAAUGAUUCAAUGCAGGAA